Messenger RNA from Dendronephthya gigantea, 3690 nucleotides. RefSeq lists its product as uncharacterized. Bases 167 to 3454 code for a protein of 1095 amino acids. Gene Ontology annotation, biological process: protein phosphorylation. The record is from RefSeq and is a predicted model, not a curated record. The transcript has 12 exons. Gene Ontology annotation, molecular function: ATP binding; protein kinase activity. NCBI's taxonomy places the organism in Eukaryota, Metazoa, Cnidaria, Anthozoa, Malacalcyonacea, Nephtheidae.
GGUAUAUCGUAGGUGAAUCGAUGAGCUUCGACAGUCUCAAGUUCCAAAGAACUUACAGUCAGUGAGAAAAAAGCGCUAAAAAGAUUUAAGUGCAUGGAGUUGGCGAUCUGUUCACAUCCGCAAAGUCCGUAGAAAGGUUAUUUCAACAAAUCGUAAAAUUGACAGUAUGUCCUCGCUAGAAAGGGAGGAAUCAUGGGAGAGCGAAGACCCUGAUAGUUCUUCACACCAAACGCCAAGAGAAAGUGAAGCGAAAGAAGAAGUCUUGGAAUCAAAAUAUACAGAAACUGAAGAACUACAAACAGACGCCAUUUACGAGGUCCUCCCCAAAAAUCAACAACCCUCAAAUGACGUGUAUGACACGUUGCAGGACACUAAGGCGUGUUAUGAAAAUGUUUCACAGAAGCUUAAGGAAAACAAGAAGGAACGAAUACAAGAAAACAAGCCAAAAAAGGACGUAGAGAAAAUAGAAGACGUUUUCGAAAUGGCUAAAUUAUUUAAACUGCUUCAUAUCAAACACGACAGUAAAAAAUUGGACCUUGAUGAAAUGCUUAAGACAGUGAAAAAGGAAUUAAAAAAACACAGUUCCGGAAGCGGAAAAUAUUCAAAUGGAACUACGGGAUAUAAGGUGAUUGCAAAGGCUAAAGCAGAAGAUAUGUUGAAAAGAGAAAAACUAGAGAAAUUAUAUUCCGAAGUUGAAGAUUGUGUGAAGCAAUUGGAUGAUCGCGCGAUUGAGGUUCUAGACGUCUAUUAUGGCGAUAAAGGUGUUUUGAAAGCUUUGGAAGAACAAAAGAAAAGCCUAACAAACACAGAAUAUAACGUUCUGAUUGCAGGUGAAAGUAGUUCUGGGAAAAGUAGUUUAUUGAAUCUUAUUCUUGGUGAAGAGCUUCUUGCACACCACGUUCUCAAUACCACAUCCACAAUAUGCGAACUGAAGUUUGGAGAAAAAAGGGAAAUGAUCGUUCACUAUAAGUACGACGAAGAAAAGAAGUCACGUCCUUUGCCUGAAAUAUUGACGUUAGAAAGCGAAGACAAUUAUUAUAGUAAAAUCGCCACCUUUGUGCAAGUUAAGCCAAACGAGCGAGAAAAGGGAUCCGACUAUGCAAGAGUGGAAAUUUUUUGGCCGCAUGAAUUACUUGAGGAGGGUGUUGUUAUCAUUGAUAGCCCAGGCCUGGGUGAAUCGGAUGAAAUGGACGAAGUUUUAAUGAAUUAUCUUCCGAAUGCUUUUGCAUUUAUCUAUGUUCUUGACACUUUCCAUGCUGGAGGAAUUCAAAAAGACAUCAAAGAAAAGUUGAUGGACAUCUUAAAAGUGGUGCAGUCCUCUGAUGGUGGCGUUGAAAACCUUCAAAAUUUAGCUGAAUGUUCGCUUUUCGUCUGCAAUAAAUGGGAUUUGGUAAAAGAGGAUGAAAGGCCAACAGUGAAGAAAUAUGUCACUGCAAAACUAAGCGAGUGUUGGGAAAAUUCAAAUUUGAAUCAUCAAAUGGUGUACAUGUCAAUAACAGACGCCAUCAAAGCACAGGAAUAUGGCGGGGUCACAGAGGAGUUCAAUCUUUUACUUAAACAAAUAAAGACGAUGGUAUUGAAGGCGAUCAAUAUAAGACUAUACAAUCAUUGGCAGUGGUUGUAUGCAGUGUUGCACCAUAUUCAUAGAGUAACCUACUUCUUUAACCAAGAGAUACAAUCAACCCACCAAGAAACUUGUGAACGGAUGGCUUCAAUCGAGAAACGCAUUGAGAAAAUUGAAAAGCAAGAGCAAGAGGUGAGAAAGAGCAUGGAAACAAGAGUGCAAUACCAGACCAAAGUUCUCAACGGCAAACUGGUUGGAUAUGUCCAUUCAACCGAUUUCGAAACGAAGCUUUGCACUUGGGUCCGCUCUUCAUCUCCACCGCCUGGAGUCGACUGGGAAACAACAAAAAGCAACGUGAAGAAAGCAAUUGAUUAUAAAUUUAAAGAAUUGCUUAUUCAGUGGGAGAAAGAAAGUCAUGUGUACGAUGAAAUUCACAGGAAGCUACUGGACGAAUUUCGUACAAGGUUGAAUCUUUUGGAAGAGGAACUUCAAGGUGUUGACAAAGCGAUGCAUAUUGUAGAAAGACAAACCGACUAUACGAAGAAUAAAAGUAAAAUCCCAACCGCAGCCAAAGUUCUCUUCGGAGCAACAAGCCCUCUUUGGAUUCCAUUCGGUGUGGCGGGAUUGGUAUUUGGUAUACCUGUUUUGGGAGCAUUGGCGGUGAGACAGAAAGUUGAUGAAAAAAAGAAGCUGGAUGCUUACAAAAAAAACCCCCUUGACUACUUGAAAAGAAGAUCUCGAAAAUAUCUUGAGCGACUCCCAAAACUACACGUGUUACAAUAUGCCCAACGACAAAUGGAGCACACCAGAAUGGUGCUAUCAAAAUAUGCAGAUCAACUCCCCAUUCUGAUAGAGGCUGAUCGGAAACUGGUGAAGCAAUUAACUAAUGAAACCCGAAGCCAUGACGAUAUAUUUAAACUUUAUGAUCCAAUUCAGAAGCAAAGUGCCAGGAUAAUAGAUACUAUUAUACCCUUGGGAGUUGAACUUUGUCCAGCGACUGUGAAUGCAAACGAUCUUGACUGGAAAGAAGAGAGCGUUUCAUCCCUCGGAGAGGGAGAGUUUUCCACUGUGUACAAAGGGAAGCUAAACGAUGCUGGUGGAACGGAGUCAGAUAUUUCUCAAAUGGACGUGGCAGUGAAAGUAUUCACGCAUCCAUUUGAUGCACCAAAUACUAAAUUCUUUCUGUACGAAGAAGUACAUAUUAGGGAUUUGGAACAUAAAAAUGUUCUCAAGUAUUUUGGGGCAGCCAGAAUCACAUCUCUCUCAUCUAACAUGUAUCAGUUUAUAUUCGUGACGAAAGCCUGCCGAGAAAACCUCAGAAGUGUAAUUUUCAGAAACCGAAAUCUGACACCAGCGAAAUCCGAAAACACCAAACUGGCAAUUGGCAAAUUCUUUAACUGGGCGAUGGACAUAGCGGAUGGUCUCAACUACAUUCACGAGAGAGGACUUAUCCACAGACAUCUCAAGCUUGAAAAUGUUUUGGAAAAUGAAGAUGGAACAGCGAUGAUAUCCGAUAUUGGAAUUGUGGGACGAUUUCUGGAAACAGAAAAAAGCAUAAUUUACCUUGCACCUGAAGUACUAAAAGUCCUCACAAAUCGUACAAAAGAGUCAGAUAUUUAUAGUUAUGGUAUUGUGUUGUGGGAGAUGUGGUAUGGUAUGCCGGCGUUCAUGGAACACAUGCCAAUAAAAAAAGCCCAAUUCCAGAAAAUGAUAGCCAAUGGGAUACGUCCAAAGGCAGAUAACAAGAAGAUCAGCAUUCCAGCAAUACAUGAUGUCAUGAAGAACUGCUGGGCCACAGAAGCAGAAAAAAGAUAUUCCGCCAAAAAAUGUUCUGGAAAGUUUCGGGAAUUACAAAACGAGCCAAGUGAAACCGAGGACACAACAUUCUAACGUUUAUAACAGGAUUUUCCUUAAAUUUACCCUUAAUGUAUUGCAGCUAGCACACUCAGAACAUUACUGAAAACACAUAUUUGUGGAAAAAGAUUUCCCAUAGGAAAGCCUGUUUGUAGUAGCUUCAUAUUUUCGAGAUUUCUAAAUUGUAUUAUUAUCUGUAAUUCUAUUUUCCCAUUACACAUAUUUAGACAAAUUAAUGUGAGCAAUAGUUACAUAAUAUGGAAACUCAUUCA